CUCUAGCUCUCUUACUCUCUCCAUGUUGCCCUUGUUUAUGAAGAACUUCUCAAAUUGGUCAGUAUUAAAAAGCUUGCAUAGCAAAAUCAGUGAAUACUUUGCGCUCAAAUGGAACUGUUGAUAUUUGUUUGCUGUAACUUCCAGCAGCGUGCAUGAUUUUUAACUUCAGACAUCCAUACAUAUAUGCAUACAGAUAUAUGGCUGGGUUGAAAUGACAUUCAGUCGUUCGAAAAACAUCGAAUUCAUCACUGGAUGGAUGAAAUCCAUCUGAUCACUUUCAUUUCGGUAACAAAAAUCGGAAUUAUAACUUUAGUGAUGACUGAAAAAAAAAAAAUAUUAAUUUCUAAAUUAAACUUACAACAUUAUUCAAUUAAAUUUGAAUCAGUGAUCGCACGCAAAGUAUAUUAUAGAAAUGUAACAAUAUGAUUGCUGAAAAGCCUACUGAUUGUUAUAUAUUUUUCAUAUUCUUAAUCUACUAAUCUAUGUAUCUUAAAUUAAACAAAACAAAAACAAACAAGCUUUAAGUGACUGGAAAUACGUAUCCUGCCGUAACUAAUCUUGCCACACUCAAGAAAAAUGCACAUUUAUUACAAGUUUGGAUUGUGCCUGAUAUUCAUACUCAGCAUAAGUGCGUCCUUUACAAAAGCAGCUCCAUCAAACGUGUCUUAUGACAAUAACGUCGAUUAUUAUGAGGAAUACUAUGAUGAGAAUGGUCUAGAGCAAAAAGAUAACCUAACAGUUAACACCACUGAUAUGGAAAGCGUAAAUUCGACAAUUAGAACUAUUAUCGUUAUUCCAACAACAAAAAGGAUAUUAGUUUCAUUAAACAAUUAUACAACUAGCAGUCAAGUGGUGGAGCCUAAGUGUCCAAAAGACUGCCACUGCUUGGAUAACUUUAAGCGCAUACUGUGUAAUGGCCUUGGUUUGACGAGCGUGCCAAAAAACCUUCCAACUACAACACUAUUCAUCGAUUUAAGCCAAAACAAUAUUGGGGAACUACAUAUUGAAGAUUUCGUAAACAUUUCUAAAGUUCGUGAAAUCAAUUUAAGUUAUAAUCAACUACAAUUUUUUGAUAAAUCGAUAUUUGACAGCUUAAUUAAUUUACAAAGACUUCAGCUAACAGAUAACAAACUAAGACAAAUUGAGCCAGCAACUUUCUCAGGCACAAGUAAUCUAAUUGAUCUGGAUUUAAGUAACAAUCCUAUAUUGUUAAAAAACGAUGGCCCAUUCCUCAUUCGACCUGGCUUAAUUAAAUUUGCUUGUCGUAAUUGCAGUUGGUAUGAAUUCUCUGAUGAUACAUUCUCAGGAUUAGCCAGUUUGCAGUCUCUAAAAUUGGAUUUAAAUAAUUUUGAUAAGAAAAUCAAUGUUAAAGCUUUUUCACCGCUGCAGAAUGUUACUAGAUUGUGGUUGCCUGAUUUGGAAGCAGAGAGUGUAACAAAACUGUGUAAUUUAUUAACAGCUAUUGACAAUAUAAAGUUCGGGCACUUUGAAAUCAGUUGCUUUGAAUUAGUACUAGGCACUUCCUUUAAUGAUAGUAUUGUGAUAACGGAUCCACCAUUCAUUCAAACGGAAAUACCACGAGUACGUAAUGAAGUACCACAAUUAGCAGUUACUGGUGGUUCGGUGCAAGUAAAGGAAACAAAUGAAGAAAUCAGUACUAAGAUUAAAUCUGCGAAUGUGACUACUAAAAUACCAACAACGAAAACAAAAUCGUCAAAUCCAAAAGAGAUCAAAAUAGAAGAAAAUAAAAUGGAAGGUAUCAAUGUCCACUCAAACUUCACAAAUUCUACGACUGCGAGUAGAAUGGAAGAUGAUAUUAACAUUAAGAAAAUGUCGGUCAUACUAACAGGAAACGCUUCAACUAUCUUAAAUAAUAUAGCAAAUACCAGUAUCGAGCAAAACGAAAUAACAACUUCGGUUAAAACAAAUAACACCGUCACAGGACAUAUAUCCCAAUAUAUGGUCAACAUACUGCUUAUAUGUAUUAUUAUUAUAGCAAUUGUUGGCAUUAUCAUUGGUAUAAUUUGCCGAAAGGAUGUUGGUGGAAUCAAAACUAAAUGUUGUCGAACAAAGAAACCGGAUCCAAAAGAUCAAGUACAUCCCCCCGAAGAAAUUCCACUAAAUAAACUAUCAUAAGUACAGGGCUUAAUCAAUUAGAAACAUUUCUUAAUUUUUAAUUAAUUA
Bactrocera latifrons is the source of this 2184-nucleotide messenger RNA. RefSeq names its product slit homolog 3 protein. Gene Ontology annotation, molecular function: transmembrane transporter binding; potassium channel activator activity; voltage-gated potassium channel activity. Gene Ontology annotation, cellular component: voltage-gated potassium channel complex. The record is from RefSeq and is a predicted model, not a curated record. NCBI's taxonomy places the organism in Eukaryota, Metazoa, Arthropoda, Insecta, Diptera, Tephritidae.